AUGGAGAACGGGCAACAGCAGCAGGAAAGUUCACGACACCAUCAUUUCGUAGAAGGAACACACACUGAUCGCUUGCAGGCCGCUCGCUUGAGCGAGUCGCGAACACUCGUGGCGGCCGACUACGACUUCGCGAGCGCCAACGGCACCGGCAACGCACGCGGUCCCGUGACGAUGUACACAGAUUCAGGCUCUGGUCUUACCAUCUCCGGAGCCGGUCUUGGGCUCCCGUCAAAGUACGACGAAGACAACGAGGCAUACACCGUCACCAUCACCGUCACCAAGAAGGUCCCAUUCAUGAUCAAGCCAGUAUGUAUUGUCAUUGCUGUCACGUGCGAUGGCUUCGCUGAUCACAUCUAAAGGUGACCGAAAUGUCAGGAGACCAAGUCGAAUCGCACUGCCUCGAAUUGCGGGAGAGCAAGGCCCUUCCCAUCGUCGAGCUUCCGGUGGAAAUACGCGAUAUGAUCUAUGGAUAUUGCGUCACGGAUGGUGAGCCCAUCAGUCUGAGGGUUUAUCACAGACAGCUAGGAAGCUUUCGAUUGGUCGAAAAGUCGUUCAGGGCCUCCAAAAUGUCUGUUCACGUUCCGAAGAACUGGGAUCCUCACGCAAAGAAGUGGACCGGCAGGGAGCGCGACGCCUUCAACAUGUUGCAAGUCAGCCGCCAGUUUCACGACGAGACCGCCAAGGUCUUGUACCAGACCAACACGUUCGAAUUCCACUCUGCUCGGGCGCUCGAGAUGCUCAUCAAGCGCAACCCGCACGCCGCGAGCUAUCUUCGGAGGGUCCGCAUAGACGACAGCUGGGCCUUCAAUCGCUGGCAGGAGGCUGCUCUGAAAAAGAUCCGACUGGCAUUAAAGACGCUCUCCCGGCUCGAUGGUCUGCGAAGCUUCACCCUCUCCGGGAAGACUGUCACGGAAGCGGGCCUGGACGCCGACGACCUGGUGAACAAGUGCGUUCCGGUUCUGAAUGAGAUCCACCGCAGAUGCCAGCAGGAGAACGUCAAAGCGAAGAUUCUCGAUGCGCUCCGAGUCGACGAUGCAGCGCUUGGUAGAGAGGUCAAGCGUGUUCUUGCUGAGAGAUUCUUGCUCGACUACGCAGAGCCCGAGGAUCGGGAGGGCUGA
Molecule: messenger RNA, 1118 nt
Organism: Lecanosticta acicola
Lineage: Eukaryota; Fungi; Ascomycota; Dothideomycetes; Mycosphaerellales; Mycosphaerellaceae
Source: the annotation of a GenBank genome assembly